AAUGUGCAUGUAACAGCUCAGACUGUGCUUGUAACAUGCGCUUAACAGAACAUCUGGGUGAGCACAGCUGUUUCCCGCCCAAUUUAAUUCGGACUUCAAAAUGGGAAAGCAUAAAUCAUCUCUUUAAGAUGAAAUCCUGGUGGGUUUUAUGAAAGACAACCCGGACUUGGCAAAAGGAUUUGUGAAGGGCGACCGAGUUGUUGUCGAUGCCAAGUGGGCAGAGCUUUGCGGCGCUCUCAAUGCUGUUGGGCCGCCAAUCAAGGACGCAUUGGGUUGGAAAAAGGUUUGGGCAGAUUGGAAAACAAACAUCCGCAAGAAGAUGGCGAAAAACAAAUCAGAAACUCGAGCUACAGGUGGAGGGCCCUUCGCUCAGCAAUCGCUUGGGGAAUUGGAGGAGGAAGUGGCCAAGCUAUGUGGCCUCUACGAAAUGGUGGAAGGAGUAGGUGGGCUAGCGUAUGGACUUCCCCCCCGUACGACCAAGGAGGCCGACACUGGGGUUAAGUGCGUGAUGGAAGACCCCAUUGAGGAGGAACCCUCAGAGAAGGACGAACCCUCAGAGAAGGAGGAGCCCAUGCCGAAGCGCCGUCGAACUAGACCAGCGCAGACCAUGAACCUCAACGAUCUCUGCGCUGCGCUGCUGGAUGAAAUGUCGGCAAUUUCCAAGAAAAUUUCGGAACAUUUCGAACGAAUGGAAUCGUUAGAGAAGGAGAAGCUCGAGGUCCAAAAGGCGCUUGUAGACAAAUUUAGCCAAAUUUUGGACAAAUUUGCGAAAUAAUUAGUUUCCUAUUAGUUUUUUUGUGAAACUUAGCUUUAUUAGUUAUAAAGAAUAUCGAAUGACAUAAAGAAGAAAACAUGAAAAA
Molecule: messenger RNA, 860 nt
Organism: Drosophila miranda
Lineage: Eukaryota; Metazoa; Arthropoda; Insecta; Diptera; Drosophilidae
Exons: 3
Coding region: 149-775 (208 amino acids)
Cellular component (GO): nucleus
Source: RefSeq, a predicted model, not a curated record